Messenger RNA from Chelonus insularis, 2514 nucleotides. RefSeq names its product Poly(U)-binding-splicing factor hfp (gene hfp). The coding region runs from base 571 to 2100 and encodes 509 amino acids. NCBI's taxonomy places the organism in Eukaryota, Metazoa, Arthropoda, Insecta, Hymenoptera, Braconidae. Gene Ontology annotation, cellular component: catalytic step 2 spliceosome; precatalytic spliceosome. The transcript has 11 exons. The record is from RefSeq and is a predicted model, not a curated record. Gene Ontology annotation, biological process: regulation of alternative mRNA splicing, via spliceosome; alternative mRNA splicing, via spliceosome; mRNA splice site recognition. Gene Ontology annotation, molecular function: RNA binding.
GAGAAGAGUGCUGUCGCCCUAACGACACGGUUUGUGUGUGCAGUUCUAGUGAUUUAAUUGCAACAAAAAAUUUAUUUAUUAACCAAUAAAUAAAUUACACUGUUUAAUAUUGAUCUUUGUGAAUUUUGUGAAAAAUGAAUGGAACAAUGGCUAUGGGGACUCCAAGUCAAAAUAAUGCAGAACCACCAAUGAAGAAAGUACGAGUUGAAGAUGUUACAGCAGGGAGACAGUACAGAAUCUGUGGCCUUCAUCUGAGCUGUGAUCAUGAGCGUGCGCCAAACGAAUGAAAGUGAAACGCUACAAUUCGAACUGAAAUGAAUAUGAGUUUUUUGCAAACUCCUACUGACACAGCAGUAUUAUAUCGAGUACCAAUAAUUCGCUCGAUUUAUUUAUUAGAUAGGCAAUGCUUCGGACUUCUUAUCAGGGCCAAUUUAUGACCUCAAUCAAACGGGUCAAGUCAUUGCGGGACCUGGAGCAAAAUAUCUUACGCUUCCGGGUAUUCUUGGAGCCGGACUGCCGAAAAUUUCAUCUGAACAGCAGGAUGCAGUUAAUAGAGCUAAAAAAUAUGCUAUGGAGCAAAGCAUCAAGAUGGUCUUGAUGAAACAAACUUUAGCUCAUCAACAGCAGCAAAUGGCUAGUCAACGGAAUCAAGUGCAGAGACAGCAGGCUCUCGCCCUCAUGUGCAGAGUUUAUGUUGGAAGCAUUAGCUUUGAGCUGAAAGAGGACACUAUUCGUCAGGCAUUUCUGCCUUUUGGACCAAUAAAAUCUAUCAACAUGUCUUGGGAUCCUAUUACGCAAAAACAUAAAGGAUUUGCAUUUGUUGAAUACGAAAUUCCGGAAGCAGCGCAAUUAGCGCUUGAACAAAUGAAUGGAGUGAUGAUCGGUGGCCGUAACAUCAAGGUGGUAGGAAGACCAUCAAAUAUGCCUCAAGCACAAUCAGUAAUUGAUGAAAUAACAGAAGAAAGCAAGCAUUACAAUCGAAUUUAUAUUGCUUCAAUACAUCAAGACUUAACAGAAGAUGAUAUUAAAUCAGUUUUUGAGGCUUUUGGGCCAAUAACAUAUUGCAAAUUAGCUCAAGGAAGUUCUCCACAUCGUCACAAAGGUUACGGUUUUAUUGAAUAUGAAACAAUGCAAUCUGCACUUGAAGCAAUUGCUUCUAUGAAUUUGUUUGAUCUCGGUGGACAAUAUUUAAGAGUUGGAAGAGCUAUUACACCGCCAAAUGCAUUGAUGGGACCCCCGAGUGGUACAAGUAUGAUGCCAACAGCUGCAGCUGUUGCUGCUGCUGCUGCUACGGCUAAAAUUCAAGCAAUGGACGCUGUUGCAAGUAAUGCUGUUGCUCUUGGUCUCACAAAAUUAGGGGCUGCAGCUUCACCGAUAUUAACUCCUACUUUACCUGGCAUUGUUCGACCCACUGUUGCACCAACGACGAUUAUUCCACCUCCAGCAAUUGCAACUGUUACUCCAGUCAUUCCCCCACCUGGAAUUGCUAUUCCUCAGACACUAACACGACCUCCAGCAAUUAUUCAACCAAUCCCUGGACAACCUGUCAUCAUUCCACCUCCUGCUGUUGUCGCACCUACUGCUGUUGGCACUCCAGUGGUUCCGGUAACUACGGCACCAAUGGUUGAUAUCACUAGACGAGCACAAGAGCAAGCUCAUCAAAAACAACAAGAAGAAUUACAGAAAAAAUUGCUCGAAGAAACUGAACCACAAACUCUUCAGCAACAAGAAAAUAUGUCAAUUAAAGGACAGAGUGCCAGACAUUUAGUCAUGCAAAAAUUGAUGAGAAAAGUCGAAUCUCGUGUUGUUAUCCUUAGAAAUAUGGUUACUCCAAAAGACGUAGAUCAAAGCCUUCAAGAAGAAAUUCAAGAUGAAUGUUCUAAAUUUGGUGUUGUAGAACGAGUUAUUAUUUAUAAUGAACGACAAUCUGAAGAUGAUGAGGAUGCUGAAGUAAUCGUUAAAAUAUUUGUAGUUUUUUCACGAAUGAGUGAGGCCGAACGUGCAAGAGAUUCCUUAAACGGUCGCUACUUCGGUGGUCGACUAGUGAAAGGUGAACUUUAUGAUCAAGCAUUAUUUGAUCAUAGUGAUUACUCAGGUUGAAGAAUUUUUUUUUAUUUCUCUAUUUGUUCUUCAGCGGUUUUUUUUAUUUUUAUGAAAAACUUUAGUGUUUAUUGACGGGUUAUAAAUAGUUACUUUGUAAGAAAAUUGGAAAUAAUGACUUCAACCGUUUUGUUUAUUUCCGAAAUUAAGUGAUGUGGAAUAAUUGUUAGAUUGAUAAUAAUACUCUGUACAAUUCCAGGAACUUCAAAUUUCUGAUAAAGUAGCCUAAUUAGAUAAAUGUAAAUUGUCAAUUAUAUUAAUUUUGCAAAUUUUUAUCUUAAAAUAUUAUUUCUGAGAAUAUCGACUGAAUAAGUGAAGUUUUUCACUUGAUUAUAAUUUAACUUUUAAUUUAAAAUAAAAUUGUUGGUCUUCAAACAAAAACAUUUAAUGUAUUAGUAUAUCACUACUACAAUA